AAAAAAAAAAAUACCAAUGGAAAUUAUUAUAAUAAUAGGGUGAAUGAACUGAAACUACAAAUUCAGCUCUCACAGAAGCUUUGAUCCUUUCUCUUGUUACUUUUUAUAUUUUCAUUAGGGAUUUUGUUCUCCACACAAGAAAUUCGAGCCUUUAAGACUGAUAACAGCUCUUGAUGUAAGAGGUCCUUCCUGAUUUUUCUUCUUCUUGUUUUUGGGUAAUUGAAGCUAAGAGAAAGGAGAAAAAUGAGGGGAGUUUUGGUUGAAUUAUUACUCAUAAUAAUUGUUUUGAACGUUAUCCAAUUAACAUCUGCUACCAUUCUUCUCAAAUCGUUUUCCAUGUCAUUUGCUGAUCUUCCUGCCAAAUUCGCUGCUGGUGUGAAUAGCUCUGGUAUAUGUGGAGCUUUACACAUAGCAAACCCUUCGAACGGUUGCAGCCCACUAAAAAAUGAUCUUCUUCAUCAGUCAAAAAACAUAACUGAUGGAGUAAGGUUUGCACUCAUUAUAAGGGGUGAAUGUUCUUUUGAAGACAAAGUCGUCAAUGCCCAGAAGGCUGGAUUUGGUGCUGUAAUUGUGUAUGACAACAUAGACAAGGGAAAUUUAGUUUACAUGAUGAUACAUCGGGAGAAUGUUUCAGUGAAUGCAGUUUUUACAUCUAAGAACGCUGGUCAAAUUUUAAGGGAACAUGCUGGGGGUAAAGAUGGUGAAUGCUGCAUCUUCCCAUAUAAUAAUGAAACAGCUUGGACUGUUCUGGCGAUAUCGUUCAUCUCUUUUCUUGUCAUAUUAGUUAUCUUGCUAGUGGCAAUCUUUACUCCUAGACAGUGGUUGACUUCAAGGGGAAGAAAUAAUCUCCCUAAAAAUGUAGAUACUAAAUUAGUGGAAGCCCUGCCCUGUUUUACUUUCAAUUCCACCCAGUUGAUUGAUAGUCAUGCUGGAGAAACUUGCGCCAUCUGCCUUGAAGAUUACAAAGAUGGAGAGAUCCUCAAAGUUCUCCAUUGCCGACACGAAUUUCAUUCAAGCUGUGUGGACUCAUGGCUGACUAAGUGGGGAACAUUCUGCCCUGUAUGUAAGCUUGAUAUGAGAACCAAAUAUGAAAAUUCCGAGGUAAAAAGGAGAACCUGGCUAUAAAAAUCAGUCAAUAAAUGAAGAUUCCCAACUGUGGUAAGGAGUUGAAUUUAAGAAAGAUAUGGUUCUUGUAUUCUCAACUCCAAUCCCUCAGCUAAACACAACAAGAUUCUAAACACCCCAUCAGCGGAAUUCACUCUUUAACCACUCCAGACCAGAUUGCCUUCCUCUCUUACAUCUUGUGAGGCUUACCAAGACACCUGGAUGAUGAUACAAGUAUAGAUUGUUAUAUGAAGAUUUGUGUGUACAUGAAAGAGAGCAAACUCUAUCAAAGUAUCUUCAUUAAUUCAGGUGAAAUGUUGGUGUUAUCGAUGGCUUGCUGGCUCCUUCAACUGUCCUAUCCAAGGCAGUGUUCUUAAACCUGAUGUCACAACAACUAUUAGGCCAUGUUAAGUGUUAAUUAAGAUUGUUUGAGCUUGGAUCUUAGUAGAAUUACUAUCCUUAUUGGAAAUAUAACCCCAUUGUUAGCUUAGCAAACUGUCUUUCCUUGCUUGGGUUCUUGAUUUAUUUGUUUGUUUCUUAAACGUUUAUAUAUGUACUAGUAAACAUUCUGCAAAAAAUUUAUGAUAUAAAUACUUAAAAUAUUAAAUUUAUUGCUGAUAAAUACCGAAAUUCAAAAAAAUACUAACAUAUAAUCUUCA
Molecule: messenger RNA, 1763 nt
Organism: Cannabis sativa
Lineage: Eukaryota; Viridiplantae; Streptophyta; Magnoliopsida; Rosales; Cannabaceae
Product: receptor homology region, transmembrane domain- and RING domain-containing protein 1
Exons: 6
Coding region: 244-1125 (293 amino acids)
Source: RefSeq, a predicted model, not a curated record